Messenger RNA from Dicentrarchus labrax (European seabass), 2996 nucleotides. RefSeq names its product gasdermin-E. Gene Ontology annotation, cellular component: cytoplasm. The transcript has 10 exons. The record is from RefSeq and is a predicted model, not a curated record. Bases 320 to 1783 code for a protein of 487 amino acids. NCBI's taxonomy places the organism in Eukaryota, Metazoa, Chordata, Actinopteri, Moronidae. Gene Ontology annotation, biological process: programmed cell death.
AGUCGAGCCUCCUCCUCCCAUCCAGCCAGAGCUCUGACCUUGCUGCCAUCAGUGAUUUCUUUUCCAGUUCCCGUCGCUUUACUUUCUGCCUGUAUAAGUUUUGUAUUAACACUGCGAGGGAAGUGUUCACCGUUGCGUCCAGAGACAGGACUAUUUCUGUCCGUUUGGACACCUUUGGUCUACUUUUACGCAUGGCAACAUCGGUGACAUUCCUGGAGUGACAACUGAACGGACUCUUAAAGUACGACGCCAAAUCCUGAACUUGGAGGGUUGUUUUUAAGAUAAUUUGAGCUGCCUGCAGUUCUCGUCUGCUGCAGCCAUGUUUUCCAAAGCCACUGCCAACUUCGUCCGCCAGAUUGACCCCGAAGGAAGCCUCAUCCACGUGUCCAGAGUAAAUGACUCACACAAACUGGUUCCCAUGGCACUGGUCGUCAAACGCAACCGCAUCUGGUUCUGGCAGAGGCCCAAGUACCAACCAACGGUUUUCACUCUAAGCGACUUGUUGCAGGGGGACAAGGUGCUCAGUCCUGGAGUGUCAGAGACAGAAUUCCUGACGUAUACAGGGACUUUUGGAGACAACCUCUCUGGGAAGCUGGACACCGAGGCUGGCUCUGUCAGCGUCACGCUAGAGGGGCGGGGCUCCUCCAAGCUCCAGUCCUGUUUUGGCAAGCUGAAGAAAGAAGAACUGGACGUGAAGAAGCUGCUACGUGACUCCAGCGACAGGCACGUGGACAUGGAGCACAAGCUGGUGCAGCAGCUGGAGAAGCGAGCCGAGGUUCUGGCAGUGGUGAAGGAGAGGAUCCUCACCACCAGCUCCUGCUCCGUCACCCAGACGAAAAAGGAGCAGUGCACCUUCCAGGGGGUGCUCGGAAUACUGGGCAUGCUGGGGAGCUCUGUUAAGGUUUGCGUGAAGGACAGCAACAACAUUGAGGUGGACUCUGAUGUUUCCUUGGAGAUCCCGUCUGGUACAGUUAUUGCGUACAGCAUCCUGGAACUGGAGAUUAAAAAGAAUGGACACUAUGAUAUAUGCCUACAGCCUGGCACAAUAGGAGGCAUUGAGUCAGACUCAACUGUACUGUCAUGGCCAUCCUAUGAUUCCUUGAAUAUGGUGGACGGCAAGUGCAACGGGAAGGCUCCAGAGGAAGUACCUUCAAGCGUACAGCAAAAUGGAUCGCAGGAGAUGGACCUUUUUCCUCUGGCAACGCUCCCUGAGUCCACUCGAUGUGCCUUGUUCAAGGGACUCCAGGAGACUCUGAGUCACAGAAUUGUUCUGUCAUAUCUGCAGUGUGUGCUGGACGAGUUGUGUGGUGGUGAAAGAUUCGAUAUGGCCAGGCACGAGGAGCUGUCGGAGGGUCAGAGGAAAUUAGUGUCAGCCAUACUGGACCAACCCGCCACAGACUGUGCCACUGAGAAUGGCCAGUGUGGUGUCCCUGCUCACCUGAAUGCAGCUCACCUGUUGGUCAGUGCCUUGGAAGAGCUGCCUGAUAAAACUCUGAGCCUCUUGAGCGAGAGCUGUCCUGAUUUUCUGGAGGCCUUUGACAAAUUGAUGUGUAUGUUUAAGGAGAGCCGCGAGCCCCUCUCCAUCCAGUGUCUCCCAGUCCUGCUGCAGGAAAACCAGGCCUUCCAGCUGGCAGAAAGGCUGCUCAGCUCCGCCAGUGUGACGCUGAGGAGAGACACCCACAGGCUGUGGGUGGAGACAGGCAGCGAAGCAGGAGUUCACUUGUUCGUCCUCUCUCUCAGCAUACAUGGACUGUCCUUGCUGUGCAAAGGGUUAAAGAAGUAGCAGUAGUGUCUGCAUGUGCACUUUUAUUUCUUUUUCAUGGAUAACAUUCUGUCCAUUUCUUUCUUUAUUGUAAACUUUAUUGGGACUAAGCUUAAUAUUAUAUUAUAUUAUAUCUCAGAAAGCACUUCAUAUUUUUUUAUAAAAAAAGAAAAAAAUAUAUAUAUUUUAUGUGAUGAAUUGUUUUACUUUGGUACUGCUCUAAAACGGUUCAUAGCUGUGUCUCAGUCUAUGCACUUAAACUAUUAAAGAGUAGUAUUAAGGAGUCUUGAUCAGGCACCUUACAUAAUCUAUCCUACAAAUUCUUAUUGUUUUGUAUAAAUCCAGUUCAAUAUUCUUAUUUACUCAUUUUUAGCUCACAAUGAAAAUGUGUCAUGAAGUACUCCAGUGCCCCCUGGACCUCAACCCACUAAAAUGAAAUAUUUACAUGCACAGUAAUACAUGUAGUAGAAUUUAAGUUUUUCGAUUUACAACAAAGUGUACAAUUUAUUAUUUAUUUAUGCAUGCCAAUGGUACACAAAGUUGAUAUAAUUUCUUCAUUUAUGCGGUAUGCUGAAAGCUGUGUUGCAUGCCUAUUCUUGCCAGGGUUUUUAUUUUGAAUGAAAAUGCAUUUUAUUGCUGUUACUGCUCCUAAUCAAAAUAUAUUUUAUUUAUCGAGAAAACUAUAUAUUAUGUAUAUAUAACAUUCCCCUGAAAUUCUGGCAUUGAAUACCAAAAAGCUAUAUUACAUUAAUAUGCAGUAUUGACAUUUUUAUAUUUAGAUUAUGUGUAUUUGAACAUGAGCAUUUUAUGAAGCUGCCUUUGCCAUGGCCUUACUCACUUUCAGUUUACAUUAUAAUUUAUUGUUGGUGGGAAAAAAACAUUAUACUAUAUUAAUACAUUUUGAAAAAUCUUUGCAUAUAAGUCUCUGUGUGUGUCAUUUGCUCCAUCAAAUUGUCUUACAGAAAUGGCAAAUAAAGCUUUUUUUUUAUUUUUACAUUGCAUGAACAGUAUCUCCCAAAGAUUCAAACUAGGGAGUUAUAUUCAUCUUUGUUGGAAAUAUUAAAGGAAAUUGUUUACUUUUGAGUUUAACACCUGUGAUAAACAAUUAAAUAUUCAUUUAAUUACUUUCACUGAAUUUAUAUUGUAUUAUUGUAAAUGAUAAGAUGAAGAGAAGAUACACUGUUGCCUGUUAUUGUUGAUGACCACAAAGAAAAUAAACAAACAACAACCAUAA